This is a messenger RNA of Wyeomyia smithii (pitcher-plant mosquito), 1092 nucleotides long. Its product is annotated as pyrimidodiazepine synthase-like. Gene Ontology annotation, molecular function: glutathione dehydrogenase (ascorbate) activity; glutathione transferase activity. Gene Ontology annotation, biological process: glutathione metabolic process. The transcript has 4 exons. The coding region runs from base 229 to 999 and encodes 256 amino acids. Gene Ontology annotation, cellular component: cytoplasm. The record is from RefSeq and is a predicted model, not a curated record. Lineage: Eukaryota; Metazoa; Arthropoda; Insecta; Diptera; Culicidae.
CACUACACUCUCGCACUUUUGUGUGCAUGAAAACAUUACCAGACGGUCGUGUUUUGUGCCUUGUGUGUGGUGCUAAAAGCUGGAGGAACCCGUCAAACGAAGAUCAGUUUGUCAAGAGUGUGAUUGUCGUGUUUGUCCAUCGUCGUCGUCACCGAUUCAAUUCGGCUGAAACAUUUUGCAGUUGAAAAAUCCAGUAACAUUACAAUUUUAACACCGGAAAACAGCAGAAUGAGCAGUGGAAAACAUCUGGCAAAAGGAUCCACCCCGCCCGUACUUGGCAACGAUGGAAAGCUCCGGCUCUACUCGAUGCGCUUCUGUCCAUACGCCCAGCGGGUUCACCUGAUUCUUGAUGCCAAGAAAAUUCCCUACCACACCAUCUACAUAAACUUGAGCGAAAAGCCCGAGUGGUACUUCGAAAAGAAUCCCCUGGGUAAGGUGCCCGCUCUCGAAGUACCCGGCAAGAGCAAUGUGACACUGUACGAGUCGCUGGUCGUGGCCGAUUAUAUCGAGGAAGCCUACCCGGAUAAACAGCGCAAACUCUAUCCGGCAGACGCUUUCCAGAAGGCGCAGGAUCGCAUUCUGAUCGAACGCUUCAACGGUUUAGUCAUCUCGCCCUACUAUCGGAUCAUGUUCUCUAGUGAUGGCAUUCCACCGGGAGCCAUCACCGAGUUCGGCACUGGUUUGGAUGUUUUCGAGAAGGAACUGAAAACUCGAGCAACUCCGUAUUUCGGGGGUGAUAAGCCUGGCAUGCUGGACUACAUGAUUUGGCCGUGGUGCGAACGAGUUGAUUUGCUGAAGUUUGUUUUAGGGGAUAAGUACGAGCUGGAUAAGGAACGGUUCGGCAAACUGCUGCAAUGGCGCGAUUUAAUGGAAAAGGAUGAAGCCGUGAAAAAGUCCUUUCUCUCGACUGAAAGCCAUACCAAAUUUCUGCAGAGCCGCAAGGCGGGAGAGAAUAACUACGACUGCGUAUCCAACGCCAAGAAGUUUCGCAUUGCGUAACACAUAACACGGACUUCGGAUUUGAAUAAUCGCGGACAUCAGCAGCAGUCGAUUGUACGAAUAAAUAUAUACUUAACUUUUACUUACGGAAAA